AUGAAACUUCUUCACUGCCCAGUCACCCUCGCUUUCACUUCCGUUCUCCUCGUCACGGCUCUUGUGAUUGAUAAAGAUAAGACCCUCCAGCUUCGCUCGUAGGUCCCCUCUUAUGAACCUUUCUGUUCUUUACUAACUUCCCAUCCUCAACAGUCCAUGCGUUGAUGACUGCAAUUCGGAAGCCGUCGUUGUGAAGAGACAUGGAAAGAUUGAUGGUGAUCCCGAACCAGACCUGGGAAAUGCGCACGCCAAAAGAUAUGGAUACAUCGCAGAACCACCACCCAGAGUAAUCAAAGGGGACCAGAAGAGACAACUUGCAACAGGCCGAGAAAAUGAGAAUGCUAUCGGCAAGAGAGAUGAAGAUAUCUCAGCACGUGGCGAGUCUCUAUUCUCUGGCGUGACAGGGUCAAUCCGCACAAGAUACAAGAGACUCGUGGAGAGUGGAGAUCAUGGGCCAGUUCCACCAAAAAAAGGCGGACACAAGAGGCUUGUUAAGAGCAAUGGUUCACCUCCUAUUGACACUGGGCACAAGCACAACAAGAGAGAUGGACGUGUGACCCACGAGGGCGCACUUCCUAUCGAGCCUAACAAGCACAACAAGAGAGGAGGAACCCACGAGAGUGAGCCUCCUCUGUUGACUUGUAUUGAUGCCCCUUGCCUUAACAAGCACAACAAGAGACAUGGAAGUCUUGCACCGGCACCCCCAUUACCAGGGCCACCUUCUAUUCAAAGACUUAAGAAAAAGAAUACGGAGAACGAGAAAAUAAAAGUGACCCACGAGGGUGAGCCUCCUCUGUCGGGUUGUCUUGAUUGCAAGACCAAGAACACAGAGAACGAGAAAAGAAAAGUGGAGAGCCCUGGCUCACCUCCUUUUUCGGGUUGUAUUGAUUGCACGAACGGCAAGCACAACAAGAGACUUGUUACCAGCCCUGGCACACCUCCCACUAUUGACAGCGAUAAUGGCAAGAAGCCCGCGACUAGGAAGGGACAUUGA
Molecule: messenger RNA, 994 nt
Organism: Hymenoscyphus albidus
Lineage: Eukaryota; Fungi; Ascomycota; Leotiomycetes; Helotiales; Helotiaceae
Source: the annotation of a GenBank genome assembly